GCAUCCUUUGCCUUCCGGCUAAGUUCAGUCCCCUCCGGCCAGUCCCGCCUUGCGCGCCCAUUUCGAUCCCGAGUUUCCAGCCCGACUCUCCAGGCGCGGGGAGCCGGCCCAGCUUUCGCAGGGCUGCGUCCUGGGGCGGCGGCCAUGGGGGCGGGGACGGCGCCGCUGGAGGGCUACUACUUCUCGGCGGCCCUGAGCUGCACCUUCUUAGUGUCCUGCCUGCUCUUCUCCGCCUUCAGCCGGGCGCUCCGGGAGCCCUACAUGGACGAGAUCUUCCACCUGCCGCAGGCGCAGCGCUACUGCGAGGGCCGCUUCUCCCUCUCGCAGUGGGACCCCAUGAUUACCACGUUGCCUGGCCUCUACCUGCUGUCGGUCGGGGUGGUCAAGCCUGCCCGCUGGAUCUUCGGCUGGUCGGAACAUGUUGUCUGCUCCAUUGGAAUGCUCAGAUUUGUGAAUCUGCUCUUCAGCGUUGGCAACUUCUACUUACUGUAUCUGCUUUUCCGCAAGGUACAACCCAGACACAAGGUUGGCUCAAGUGCCCAGAGAAUCUUGUCAACAUUAACCCUAGCAGUAUUUCCUACACUCUAUUUCUUUAACUUCCUCUACUAUACAGAAGCAGGAUCCAUGUUUUUCACUCUUUUUGCCUAUUUGAUGUGUCUUUAUGGGAAUCAUAAAACAUCAGCGUUGCUUGGAUUUUGUGGCUUCAUGUUUCGUCAGACAAAUAUUGUCUGGGCUGUCUUCUGCGCAGGAAACGUCAUCGCACAAAAGUUAACUGAAGCUUGGAAAACUGAGCUGCAAAAGAAGAAGGAAGAGAGGCUUCCCCCAAUCAAAGGACCGUUUUCAGAAUUCAGGAAAAUUCUUCAGUUUCUUUUGGUUUAUUCCAUGUCCUUUAAGAACUUGAGUAUGCUUCUCAUCUUGACUUGGCCGUACAUCCUUCUCCUGUUUCUGUUUUGUGCUUUCGUGGUAGUGAAUGGGGGGAUUGUUGUCGGCGAUCGGAGCAGUCAUGAAGUCUGUCUGCACUUCCCCCAGCUCUUCUAUUUUUUCUCUUUCACUCUCUUUUUUUCCUUUCCUCACCUACUGUCUCCUAGCAAAGUGAAAGCUUUUCUUUGCUUAGUUUGGAAACGUAGAAUUCAGUUUUUUGUGCUCACUGUAGUCUCUGUAUUUUUAGUUUGGAAAUUCACUUACGUUCACAAAUACUUAUUAGCAGAUAACAGGCAUUAUACAUUCUAUGUGUGGAGAAGAGUUAUUCAAAGAUAUGAAAUUGUGAAAUAUUUGCUAGUUCCUGUCUAUAUAUUUGCUGGUUGGAGUAUAACUGACUCAUUGAAGUCAAAGUCCAUUUUCUGGAACUUAAUGUUUUUCAUAUGCUUAUUUGCUGUUAUAGUACCUCAGAAACUGCUAGAAUUUCGUUACUUUAUUUUACCUUAUGUUAUUUAUAGGCUUAACAUACCUCUGCCCCCAAUAUCUAGACUUGUUUGUGAACUAGGUUGCUAUGCAGUUGUUAAUUUCAUAACUUUUUAUAUCUUUCUGAACAAGACUUUUCAGUGGCCAAAUAGUCAGGACACUCAGAGGUUUAUGUGGUAAUAUCACAGAUAUCUUGAACUCUAAAAUAGAUUUCCACAUUUCCACAUAAGCAACUGAACAGGUGAAAAUUAUGAACUUUUAGGCACAGUGGUGAUCCUCAGAUCACUUUAGAUGUUUUAUUUUUAAACAUCGGCUAUAUGUGUUUUAAACAUAUAUAACAAACCCAAGGGAGUUAAGUGGUAAAAAACUUAGAAACAUUUAAGACUUGCUCCAUAAGCCUGAGCAAUACUGGGAAAAUAAAAUUGUUUACAAUUAUCUCAUGAUAUCAUUUUUGUACUGCUGGCCACUCAAAGCUUGGGAACUUUUUAUAGAUACAAGUUUAAGAAAAUUGGGCACGCAUUGUAAUACUGGAACUUAUGUAUUAAUUCCCAAAAAGCAAUAGUAGACAGAAUAUUUGAAAACUUUGCAAAUGAUCAGGUAAUAUUUUUGAUUGAAAAGUUGCUUAACAUUUCAGUAAAUAUAAUUUUAAUCAUAAGGCAAAAUAGACUCACAUCGAUAGUAAGUGUUAGAAAUUCCAGGCUCAUCUUUGUCUACCUAUGAUUUAAGUUACUGGUUUUGGUUAAAAAUCUAGGAAUGAUGGAGCUCUUUCCCUAAUUUCUAAUGUGAACUAUGUGAUGGCCACAGAUAAAUUGUGUUGAUGAUAAUACCUUUAAAAAGGGGUUUUCUUUUUGACAUAUGUUACUGUACUAGUUUUCUGUGGUUGCCAUAAUAAAUGACCACAAACUCGGUGGCUUAAAAAUAUA
Myotis myotis is the source of this 2324-nucleotide messenger RNA. Its product is annotated as dol-P-Glc:Glc(2)Man(9)GlcNAc(2)-PP-Dol alpha-1,2-glucosyltransferase. The transcript has 3 exons. Gene Ontology annotation, molecular function: dolichyl pyrophosphate Glc2Man9GlcNAc2 alpha-1,2-glucosyltransferase activity. Gene Ontology annotation, cellular component: endoplasmic reticulum. Gene Ontology annotation, biological process: protein N-linked glycosylation; dolichol-linked oligosaccharide biosynthetic process. The record is from RefSeq and is a predicted model, not a curated record. Bases 145 to 1581 code for a protein of 478 amino acids. Lineage: Eukaryota; Metazoa; Chordata; Mammalia; Chiroptera; Vespertilionidae.